Messenger RNA from Peniophora sp. CBMAI 1063, 1140 nucleotides. The record is from the annotation of a GenBank genome assembly. NCBI's taxonomy places the organism in Eukaryota, Fungi, Basidiomycota, Agaricomycetes, Russulales, Peniophoraceae.
AUGGCGUCGCAUGUCCUGCGCGUACUUGGACCUGCCUUCUUGCUCUGUCUCGGUCUUCUGGUUUAUCUCCUAUCCGCAACAGACUUGGACACGCGCGCACAUGAGGAACACAUCCUAGACGAUGCUUUUGAUACGGCUUCUGGCUUGGGACUCGACCUCGGACUUGGUGUCGACAGAGAGAACGGCGCCUUCGUAAUGCUUGCCUCCGAGAGUCAACUCGUCGACGUGCUCCACACCGUACAGAGCUUGGAAGACAGGUUCAACGGACAGUUUCGCUAUCCUUGGGUCAUUCUUAACGACGUCGAGCUGUCUACGGACUUUCACCACAAGGUCCGCACUGUCACCCGCGCGCACGUUCACUUCGGUGUUAUACCGGCCGAGCAUUGGGAUCCCCCAGAAUGGGUGGACCAAGAGAAGGCAGCUGAGGCUCGUAAGAUCAUGGAGUUUGGACAUGUAAGCGACGGAGCAUCUCCUCGCUCACAGAAUGCGUACCGCUUCUUUGCUGGUUUCCUGCACCAGCAUUCUCUGUUGGAGCCGUACAAGUACGCAUGGAUCGUCGACCCAGGUUCGGAAUACAUGUGCAGCCCAUAUCGCGACCCGUUCAAGACCAUGGAACUGGGAGGCAAGACGCUAGGCUUUGUCAUCUCAAGUAAGGAUCCAGACGCGAAGUUCGCUACCACUCUAUGGCAACAUGUAUCAGACUAUAUCACGGCCUAUCCUGAUCUACUGGCGAAGGACAAUAUAAUCGACUUUGUGGCGCCGGUCAGGGGAAAGACGAAGCAGCGCGAAUACAACCAUUGUUCAUACCGCUCCUCACCCUCAAUCAUUGACCUAUUCUUCUUCCGCUCACCCACCUACGAAGCCUUCUUCGCCCACCUCGACCACACAGGAGGGUUCUACUACGAGCACUGGCCCUCCUCAUCCAUCCACACGCUCGCCCUCUCCCUCUUCGCCUCCAAGGACGCGACACACUGGUUCGAGGGCAUGGGAUACAAAAGCUCGCUGGGUCCCAUGGGAAGACAGUACUGUCCGAGGGACGACUACGAGUGGGAGGCGGGGAAGUGUAGUUGUAUGCCUAAUGGGAUGCAGGAGUCGAAUAGCUGUAUGCCGCUUUGGGUGAGGGCGGCGAGGGGUUGGUGA